AUGGUGAUGUCUACGAAGGAUGGUGAUUUAAGCGACUUUGAUGAUGAUGAACUCAAUUCACUGUAUGAAAAAAAUAUUAACAUGACUGUCAAAGAAACGGUGGUUAGAAGAUCGUUACCUCAGCAAAGAAACUUGCAAGGUGAAAUUCUCCCAGGACAAGCCCCAUUUUAUGAAGAAAUCCAGAGGGAUGUAACAUUUGGACCUACACACCAUAUUCUAAGACAAGAUGAAUUAGAUUUCUAUAUUUACCCUACAAAUUUUGAACUGAGAGAAUACCAGUUUAGUAUUGUAAGAAGAGCACUUUUUGAAAAUGUAUUAUGUGCAAUUCCAACUGGUAUGGGUAAAACUUUUAUUGCAAGUACAGUCAUGCUCAAUUUUUUUAGAUGGUCUAAAACAGGUAAAAUUAUUUUUACUGCUCCUACUAGACCCUUAGUAGCACAGCAAAUCCAAGCUUGUUUAGGAAUAACAGGUAUACCUAGCGCCCAAACUGCUAUUUUAUUGGACAAGACUCGUAGGAAUCGUGAAAGUAUAUGGAAUUCGAAACGUGUUUUUUUCACAACUCCCCAAGUAGUUGAGAAUGAUUUGAAAAGAGGUGUUCUUAAUCCAAAAGAUAUCAUUUGUUUGGUAAUUGAUGAAGCACACAGAGGUACUGGUUCUUAUGCAUAUGUUAAUGUUGUAAAGUUUAUUGACAGAUUUAAUUCCUCGUAUCGUAUUUUGGCACUUACUGCUACUCCUGGGACAGAACUGGCUUCUGUGCAAGAAGUAGUCAGCAAUCUAGAUAUUUCGAAGAUUGAAAUUAGAACAGAAGAUAGUUCAGAUAUCACAAGAUACAUGAAAAAUAAAGAAAAGGUUAAAAUUAACCUACCAUUGUCAUCAGAUAUAGAAGAUAUUAUUGAAAAACUGGGAAUGGCGAUUACGCCUGUCCUUCAACAAGCAAUUGGACUGGGUAUUUAUGAAGAUUGCCCACCUUCUAAAAUUAAUGCAUUUGUGGCACUUCAACAAAGUAAAAAAAUAAUAUCUAACCCUGCUAUUCCUGAAGGAAUCAAAUGGAGAAAUUAUUUUAUUUUGCAAUUACUAAAUCAUGUUGGACAAAUGUUAAAACGUAUAAAAAUAUACGGUAUACGCCCCUUUUUUAAUUACUUGGAAAAUAAGCAUUUAGAAUUUACAACAAAGUAUGAGUUGGGUAAAUCUACAAAUAAGUUAGCUGCAGGGUUUUAUUAUAACCCUAUACUAAAAAGUUUAAUGAAAGAUUGUGAGAAGCUUAUCGAAAAUCCUCAUUUUUUAGGUCAUGAAAAAAUGCAAUGCAUUAGAGAUGAACUUAUCAGUUUUUUUGAAGAAGUUGGGUCUUCAUCAAGGGUUAUCAUUUUUACUGAGUUGAGGGAAAGUGCAUUAGAAAUUGUUAAAUGCGUAGCUGGAAUGAAUAAUGCUGAUAUUAGGCCUCACAUUUUUAUUGGACAAGCCAAAGGAAAGGAAGGCUUUGAUGAAGUUGAAUUCAAUAGAAAGCAUAAGCCAAAAGGCAGGAAGAAGGUAGAUAGGUUGAAACGCCAAGAGGAAGUAGAAGAGGCAAAAAGAAUUCAAGCUGAGCAAAAAGAUCACGCAAAGCAGCUAAGAACUGCGAGUAGAACUGGUAGCUCUGAAGAGGCUCAAAUCAACGGUAUGAAUCAGAAAAGACAAAAAGAAGUCAUCUCACAAUUUAAAAAUGGUGAUUAUAAUGUUUUGGUUUGUACAUCUAUUGGUGAAGAAGGUUUAGAUAUUGGCGAGGUUGACCUUAUUAUAUGUUAUGACACUACAAGCAGCCCUAUAAAAAAUAUUCAGCGAAUGGGAAGAACCGGUAGAAAAAGAGAUGGUAAAAUUAUUCUAUUAUUUAGUAGUAAUGAAGAAACUAAAUUCGAAAAGGCUAUGGAAGACUAUGCAAGCCUUCAAAAACUUAUUUCGCAAAAUUAUCUGAGCUAUAAAGAGUCAGAUCGUAUCCUACCACCUAACAUUAAUCCUCAAUGCUUAAAAAAGUUUAUUAAUAUUAAUGAUGAUGAUAAAGCAGUUUUUGAAAUGGAGGAUUCUGAAGCUGUCAUACAAUAUGCUACACAAUGCAUGCUGGACAAAGAUCCCCCUAAGAAAAAGGGUAACAAAAAAACUAAAUCAAAGGCAGCAAAAGCUACAAAAGCCACAAAAGCUACAAAAGCUACAAAAGCUACAAAAGCUACAAAAGCUACAAAAGCUACAAAAGCUACAAAAGCUAUAAAAGCUAUAAAAGCUACAAAUGUGGAUGAAAAUCAAAUGCAUUCACCUCAUGCAAUUUCCAAAAAAGAGAAGAGGUUUUUCAUGCCCGACAAUGUUGAGCUAGGCAUUGUUUCUGCUAGUGACCUUGUUAAUAAAUUUACUACCGAUGAAAAUGGUAAAAAACAAAUAGUAUCUUCAAUAGAGCGAAUACCUUUGUCUAUAUCUCCGAUGACGGCUCUGGAUAAAAUAGAGAGAGAUUCAUUCGAUAGCUUGUCUCCAACAAAAUCAGAAUUUGAAUCUCAACAAUUAGGAAAUAUUGAACCAAAGAGCUUAAAAGAAAUAUUAAGCGGUGACAUUAAGCAUAUACCAGAAGACGCUAUUUUAACUCAACAGACAUCACCUCAAAAACUAAUUAAUAAGCAUUCCCAGUCGACGGUAGAAAAAUUGGCGCAACCUUAUCCAACGUCAAUUCAUAACACCAGUAUAAUUGAUAAAGGCAAUUCCAAGAGUAAUGAUGCUUGUACUGUUAAACAUACAGAGGAUAGUAUAAUUAUUGAUUUGGAAGAUACAGAAUCAGAAAUGGAAAUAACACACGAAAAUAUUCCUCAUGAAUUUAAGGGCCAAGAAUUAUUUAAGCAUGAAUUUAAUGAAACAGAUGGAUUAAUCUCAAGCUCUGAAAGGGAAUUCUUUAAAAGAAAUUAUUCAUCAAAGGAUAUUGUUUUUAUUGAACCUAUCCCAGAAUUUGGUAGCUUCACUAAAGUUAAAGAGGUUCCUCACAGUAAUAGAGUUACCCAUAUUUUGCAACUUUUUGCAGGACUAAGAACUGGAGAUAAAUCAACUAUAAUCGGAAUGAAUAAAGUGCGGUGUAUAGCAAAGGGUGUUGCUCAUGGUACGGUAAGCUAUAACGACGGUACUUCUUCUGUCAUAGUUUCAAGAGAUUCUGUUAUGGACAAUGAUUCUACGCUAGACUUAUCAAAAGAAGAGCUAAGUGAAUUGCUAGAUUCAGAUGCAUAUUCAGAUUUUUAA
This is a messenger RNA of Henningerozyma blattae CBS 6284, 3243 nucleotides long. It is a transcript of the gene MPH1, whose product is annotated as 3'-5' DNA helicase. The record is from RefSeq and is a predicted model, not a curated record. Gene Ontology annotation, biological process: interstrand cross-link repair; replication fork reversal; double-strand break repair via synthesis-dependent strand annealing. Gene Ontology annotation, molecular function: hydrolase activity; ATP binding; four-way junction DNA binding. The coding region runs from base 1 to 3243 and encodes 1080 amino acids. The transcript has a single exon. NCBI's taxonomy places the organism in Eukaryota, Fungi, Ascomycota, Saccharomycetes, Saccharomycetales, Saccharomycetaceae.